AUGCGUAAUAUCGUGAAUGAGUUUCGUAAAGAACCACUUGGUCUACCACCGUUACAUAUACGUCAAGCAGUUCGGUUAAUGAUAGAUGAACAUGUACCACAUACAUAUUGUUGGUCUCCAUCGUUUGUUCCGAAACCAGCUGAUUGGCCUGCACAUAUCGAUGUAUCUGGAUUUUUCUUUCUUAAUCUUGCAACAGAUUAUAAACCACCUAAAGAUAUUCUUCAAUUUCUUAAAUCAGGUGAUCCACCAAUUUAUAUUGGUUUUGGUUCAAUUACAGGUCAUGACUCGGAUAGAAUUUUAGAAGUCGUAUUAGAAGCUUUAAAAACAACUGGAUAUCGAGCUUUACUUUCUGGUUUUGAAACAGAUUCUGAUGAAUUAUCUGAUAAUAUUUUAAAAAUUAAUAAUUGUCCACAUGAUUGGCUCUUUCAACAUGUCGUCGCUGUAUGUCAUCAUGGUGGUGCUGGUACAACAGCGGCUGGUCUUCGUGCUGGCAAGCCUACUAUCAUAGUUCCAUUUUUUGGUGAUCAAUUUUUUUGGGGAUCAAUGGUUAGUAAAAGUGGUGCUGGUCCAGCACCACUACCAGGUAAAACAGUAACAGCAAAACAAUUAGCUGCUGCAUUUGAAUUUGUACAUGAUCCUAAAGUACAAGCUGCUGCAUUAAAGAUAAGUACUAAUUUUCAAAAUGAAAAUGGUUGUGAAGUUGCUGUUCAGUCGUUUCAUGCUCAUUUACCAUUACAUAAAAUGCGAAGUGAUCUUGAGCCAACAUUUGCAGCAUGUUUUCGAUUAAUCAAAUAUGAUUUACAAAUAUCACGUCCAGUUGCUCAAGUACUUGUUGCUGCUGAACUUAUUCAAGAAUCUGAAUUAUCUUCACAUUCAACGUAUGGCUGGAGUACAUUAAUGCAUGACGGUACUUUUCAAGUAUUUACACGUAAUUUUAAACGAGCAGUAACAAAAAUAACAAAUUCAGUUCAUCGUAUCAAACGAUCAAGAAGUGCACAUUCUUCAGAAAGAAAAUCAACUGAUGAUACACAAAAUAAUUCGAAAAACGAAACGAUAAAUGUUGGACAUUCUUUUAAAAAUGAGUUAGCAUUAUAUGGUAAAAUUGAAAAACCAACAAAAGAAGAACAAAUUCAAAAGGCACAGAUAGAGAAAAAAGUUAAACAAAGUGUUCAUUACGGUCUUGCUACUGUCGUUGGAAAACCUCCUAAUCAUAAUCGUGCAAGUAGUACUUCUUUUAGAGGUUCAUCAUCUGCUACCACAUCUCCACAUAAAAAUGUUGCCAAAUCGCAAACAAAUAAUAAUCAUCUUCCGAUCAAAACUACUCAGCAAACAACGGAAAGAAAUCCGCAUUCAAUUCUAUCCAAAGGAAAAUCUUCAACACAAGUAAAAGAUGAAACCAUUACUAAAUCACCCGAAGAAAAAGCUUCAGAUAUAUCUGGUUUUUCAAUUGAUGUAUGUAAACAAAUUUUAACUGAUUUUAAAAAAAUCAAAGAAGAACGAAUGCGUUCAAACGAUAAUGAAAAAUCAAUACGUCAAAUAAGACUCCUACAUCCAUUACAUCGAUCACGUAGUCGAUCAAAACUAGCUCAAUAA
Messenger RNA from Adineta steineri, 1593 nucleotides. Lineage: Eukaryota; Metazoa; Rotifera; Eurotatoria; Adinetida; Adinetidae. The record is from the annotation of a GenBank genome assembly.